UUGAGUAAUCUUCAGGUUUUCAUCCUCAAUAGCUUUCUUGGAACUGAUAACUUAUUCUAUGGCUUCCAUAUUUUGAAAGAUCUCCUCAACGGCCGAGAGUGGGAAAUCAGUGGUAACUUUCCUCGCGUGACGAUGUGCGAUUUCGAAGUUCGCGUACUAGGUAAUGUGCAUCAUCAUACCGUCCAAUGUGUUCUUAUGAUCAACAUGUUCAAUGAGAAGAUUUUCUUGUUUUUAUGGUAUACUGAGUUUCGGAUAUCAGUUUGGCUACCUAUUUACAUUUUCCAAAUGUGUUUUCAGGUUCUGGUAUUUCAUGGUUUCACUUGUAUCUGUGACAUCGAUGCUACACUGGAUUCUCAUCUCGUUUCUGCCUGGCCAGGCAAGUCAUGA
This is a messenger RNA of Cooperia oncophora, 387 nucleotides long. The record is from the annotation of a GenBank genome assembly. NCBI's taxonomy places the organism in Eukaryota, Metazoa, Nematoda, Chromadorea, Rhabditida, Trichostrongylidae.